CGUUCUUUCUCCUCGGCUUUGGGCUCGGCGUGUACACGAGAACCGGGAGACAUAAAAUCGAACAGGUUAUCCCGGCUAGCUCUCGGCGGAUGCAUCGCCGCCUCUCCGCCUUCCGAAUCCCGACCAAUGGCUCGCUCCUCCGGCUAUCCCACUCCCUUCCUUCUUCGGGACCUAACCUCCCCGAUCCCCGGCUCGAUUUCGUCCGUAACGAGCUCGAAGAGCUCCAAUCCCUGCAACCUAUGGCCGCUCCGCGCCCAGAGCGAGCUCGGGAACGAGGCCGAGAAGAAGGGAGAGGAGCCGCCGUUGCCAGUGCUGGAAGAGGGAGGGAGGUGGAGAUAUCGCACCCUUGGCCGGAGUGGGUGGAGCUGAUGGAGCGCCUCCUCAAGAAGGGCUAUUUGGACCGCACUGCGUUCCAGAGGGCUUCUCCAGCUUCCUCUUUGAGUGCUUCCAAGGACUCCAACCACAUCCGGACCGCCUGCCUCAAUUUCGCGCGGAAUCACUUCGAUCUCAUCAGGUAUUUGUCAAGGAGAGAUAUUCGGAUUAUUGUGAAAUGGGGAUGCCCAAGCAUAGACCGAAAAGUUGUCAAUUCAGCGAAGCGUUUGAGGGCUCAUGUGGGCAUCGAGGAAGGAGAUGUUUGCAGCUCAUGCAGUUUGCGGGGAACCUGUGAGAGGGCAUAUGUGAAGGCUCGUGAGGAUGAAGGGGGAAGAACUGUGGAUGUUAUCCGAAUUUUAUUAACACUUGGUCUUGAUAUCAUCACUGGGUCGGUGGAGAACCCAGCAUGCCUCAACAAAACUGUUAAAGAAUCUGUUAGGAAGCUGCUGAAUGAAAUGGUGGAGUUCAGUGUCAAGGAACUUGACUCCAAUACUCUGACAGUGACCUCUGGAAAGCCUUUAUCUAGGCUAGAGAAGUCAAGUGGGAAUCAAUUUUUCAAGGGCCAAAUUGCUGUCCCUAUGAAACAGGGCGACUGGAUUUGUCCCAAGUGCAACUUUCUGAACUUUGCCAAGAACAUCAAAUGUUUGCGCUGCAAUGGGGAAUUCCAAGAGAGGCUUAAAAGGUUGCAGGAGGACCAAGAGCAUCUUCCUCUCAAGAAAGGAGACUGGAUAUGUGAGAAGUGCAAUUUCUUGAACUUUGCCAAGAAUACAAAAUGUUUGCAGUGUCAUGAGAAGCCCCCAAAACGCCAACUUAAUCCUGGGGAAUGGGAAUGUCCAUCGUGUAACUAUAUUAAUUUUAGGAGGAACAUGGUUUGUUUAAAAUGUGAUUGGAAACGACCUAAAGCAUCAAAUGGUGGAGAUUUUGCUGGGUCCCAUCAUCAGAAUCAAGGACAUCAGAAGCAUUCUGCUAUCUCAUUUGUCAGAAACAGCGAUGACUCCACUGGACAGCAUGUUCAAUGGAAGCCAACAGAAGUAGAAGACUCAGAUUUCUGGAGUUCUGGGGAAGAUGGAGAUGGCAAUGAUGAAGAUAAGUUAGGUGCACAGAAUAAAUUUGCAGAUAAUUUUCCAAUAUUGGGAGGCAGGAGCACUCUCUCCCAAGACCCUGUUGCCUGGGAGAGGUGGAAGGAAGAAAUGUCCAAGAGCAGUAAAGAGCAUCCAGGGGAGAGAAAUCAAGAAACUGAUGGUGGUUUUGAUUCUGCAGGUCUUAGAAGCAGCAUUGAGUUAGAUGAAUCAAGCGGUGAAGAUGAGAUAGCUGAGUGGUUCCAAAGUGCAAAAGAUAAUGGAAAAUUAAAAAACUAUUCCUAAUGAAUUUUCUUGCAUUGGACAGACUGAUUUUGUUAGAUCUUAUUAGGUCAUCAGAAUGCCUUGUUGGAAUAAUUAUGGCUUUCUUUUACUGAAUCAUCUUAUCUAUUUGUAUUUUUUUUUUUAAUAUACUUUGAGAAUCAAAUAUAGCUGUAUAUUAGAGAU
Messenger RNA from Elaeis guineensis (African oil palm), 1898 nucleotides. RefSeq lists its product as uncharacterized. NCBI's taxonomy places the organism in Eukaryota, Viridiplantae, Streptophyta, Magnoliopsida, Arecales, Arecaceae. Gene Ontology annotation, cellular component: cytoplasm. Gene Ontology annotation, molecular function: mRNA binding. The record is from RefSeq and is a predicted model, not a curated record.